Messenger RNA from Lepus europaeus (European hare), 3592 nucleotides. RefSeq names its product proline rich transmembrane protein 4 (gene PRRT4). The coding region runs from base 346 to 3036 and encodes 896 amino acids. The record is from RefSeq and is a predicted model, not a curated record. The transcript has 5 exons. NCBI's taxonomy places the organism in Eukaryota, Metazoa, Chordata, Mammalia, Lagomorpha, Leporidae.
UACUCCCCAUGAAAGGUGGGGGACCCUGGUUGCGGGCAGAGCCUAGCCUCCUGGUGAGCAGGUGGGGCCAGGAUUGGGCAGGAGCCUGAAAGUACAGGAAGGAGCUGUCAGGAAGAGCCCUGGCGUCUCUCCCCUGGGGCACAGCACUUUGCGUCCUGCUCUCAGCACCUGCUUCUCUGCCAACAGAAGCGCUGUCUGGGGUGUCUGAUCCCGGGAUCCCCAAGAGGGUGAGUGGCAACAGCCUGAGCUCACAGGGCCUCUCCUCCCUCCAGGACCUGGGUGCCCAAGAGGUGCUGAAGAACCGAGCCCCCUGCCCACCCAGGCCACCCUAGGCCAGGUGGGGCCAUGGCAAGGCGUGGCUGUCUGGGGCUGGGGCUGUUCUACUGGGUCCUGCUUGCUGUCCCUGUGGGCCCCCAGCCUGCCUCCUCUGUCCCCGUGGUCCCUCUCACCACUCUGACCCCGCCACCGCAGAGUGAGGCCUCUGUGCUGUCUCUCAACCUGGGACUUAACUUCAAAUUCCAUCUUCGGGGCCCUGCUGCUGUCUGGGGGAGCCCUGUCACAGAGACCCAGCCUCUCUCUCCUGGGCCAGGCCGGGAGCCAGGGGAAGAGGUAGCCAGUGGGCUGAGGACCGAUCCCCUUUGGGACCUGCUCGUGGGCUCCCCAGGGAACCCUCCUUCAGAGUGGGGCUCUGCCGAAGGCAGCGCUACACCCUGGGCCUCAUCCCUACCUCCGGAGUCCACGUCCCACAUCUCUGGGCCCACCGAUCGGCCCACCGCUCCCUAUCAGCCCAGGAUGGGUACUGUGACCUGGGACACUGCUCUGACGGCUGCAGCGCCUCCAUCCAGUGCCCCCAGGCCCCAGCAGAACGAGCUGGAGCUGAAGUUUGAUGUGGCGCUGAGAGCAGGUGCAGCCCCCACGCUGGGGCACCGGACGCUGCCCCUGCUGCCCAGCCUGCGGGCCAGCCUGGCAGAGAUUGCUGGGCGCCUGGGACCCUUUGGGUUCUUUGGCACCACUCUGUCUCCGCUCCGGAAUUUAUCUGGCUCCAGCCCCCCAGGUGCCACAACAGCCCCCAGCUCUGCCUCCAGCUCUCCAGGAGCUGCUGGGUUCUUUGGCGCCACUCUGUCCCCGCCCCCAUCCCCUUUGCAGAGAGAGCUCUCAAGCCCAAGCCUGCUGGACCCAGCUGUUUCCCUAAGCUCUGCCUCAGUAGGAGCAACAUCACCAGACCCCAGCAUCCCCACCUCUGGCCCAGACGACCUGUCUCCCGGCAGCCCGGGGAGCCCUUCGCUGCAGCCAGAGUGUGCACCAGAGCCUUGCAGCCUGGGGGAUCUGCCUGCCGGCGACGGGCAGCCUCCUGCCGCCACACUGCCCCUCUUCUUCCUGACCCUGGAGGCCAACUGGGCCGAGGCCAGGGCUCGCUGGGGGCUGGCCUGGGAGGCCCACGUGUACGGGGUAGGUGCGCUCUUCGGCCUGGUGGUCCUGUUGGCAUUGCUGGCCCUGGCCCUCCUGCCCUGGCGCUGCCCACCUGGCGCCCCCUGCCUGGCGCUGCUGGACCUGCUGCUGCUCUUGGCCGGGACCACGCGGGCCUUCCCUCUCUUCUACGACGCCUAUGGGCACCGGGAGCGGCUGCCCGCGCUCGCCUGGCUACUGCUGCAGGACCUGCCGCUGCCCUGCCUGGCCGCCGGCCUGGGGCUGGCCUGCCUGCUGCUGGCCCGGCCGCGGCGGCCGCGGUGCCCGGCCGGCCUGGCCGCCCUGCUGCUCCUUGGGCUGGGCCUGGCAGCCGCCGCAGCCCUGGGGAGCGCUGCGCACCGCCCUCUGCGGCCCCUGCGCCUCGCCUCUCGCGGGCUGCACGCCUUCCUCGCCGCGUCGCUGUCGGGGCUCCUCCUGGCGCUCUCCUGCUGGCGGGGCCGGCGGCGGCGGCGGGCUGGGGCGCCCCUGGGAGGCUCUGGCUUCAAGGGCGCCACCCCUCUCCCGCAGGCGCGCAGCCCUUUCGCCCCGCGGGAGUCCUGGCGGCGCGCGGCACGCACCGCCCCAGUGGCUGGCACCUUCGGGCUGCUGAGCGGGGCCCUGCAGGGCUAUGAGGUGCUGCACGCCCUGGGCUAUGGCGGCCAACCUGGCCUGGAGGGGCCCUGGUCCUGGUGGGCCUUCCAGCUAGGCCUGCGCCUGGGCGAGGUGGGCGUUGCGCUCCCGCUGGCGCUGCUGGGCCUCUACCCGGCGCUCUGCAACCCCAGAGUGCCGCCACGUUGCUGGGCGAAGCUCUUCCGCCUGUCCCCUGGCCACGCGGCGCCCCUGCUGCCUGGAGGUUGGGUCCCUGGGCCCCCAGACAAGGAGCCCCUGGGUAGCGCCAUUGCGCGUGGUGAGGCGGAACUGCUGCAGCUGUGCGCGCUGGCGGGACCGGGCCCAGAUCUCCUGCUCCAGGGAGCCGGCUGCCGGGGCUUCGAAGGCGCGGCGGCCAACCCGGGCCCAUCCCCGGCCUCCUCCCCCUGCAGCGAUGCCACCGUGGACUUCCGCCCGCCCUCCCCAAUCAACCUGCGGCGCAGCAUCGAGGAGGCCCUUUGCAGCGAGGCCCUGCUCACCCCCGGCCUCCUCCAGGGCCCUGCCUUCGGGGACGCCCUGCCUGGGCUCGGCCUCUACCGCACUGCCUCGCUGGGAGCGAAGAUCCGGACCGGGCCCAGUGGGAGGUUGGAGGAGGACCCUGGCUCGCCGGUACCCCCAGAGCUCCCCUCCCCGGGGGCUUGGCCCCCGGGCAGCAGCGCCUCCUCCGGCUCGCUGUGCGGACUCUCGCGGGACAGCUCGUCCAUGCUGCUGUGCUCCUGCCCCGACAGGCCCCCGAGGUGCCCACUGGUCUGCGCCCUCGGCCCUCCGCGGGCCUCAGGAAGCAGCCCCAGCCUCCCCGCCUCAGGAUCCUACCAGGCCCUGUCCCCGCCCUCCUGCAACUCCCCAGAGCAGGCUGAGGAGGCCUUGCUGCGGGAGCAGUUCCUGGACGCCUGCCGACAGAUCGACGAGCUAAGCAUGGGCAGUGACACCAUAGACCUGUGAAGCGCAGCUGCCUCCCUGGCUGCCCCACCCCACAUCCCUCUCGGGCUCCUGCUCGGCCUGAGACCUGCACACUGUAACUCUCUCCCAGUCCUGCCUGGCUCAGAUGCCUCUCUCCCGUCGCCUUCCCUAUGGGGGCCCCCAUGGGUGGGCGGGUCAGCAGCCAGGCUCUGUUGAUUGGGAACCAGUGCCACGCUCUCUGGAGCCCUGGGUGCGGACGCCUUCAGCUGCGAUUCCAGGCUGGCAGGUGCCCCUCUGUCCUUGGCAUUCACCAGCAAUAAAGCCCCAAGGUGCUCCACUCCCGACCACCUCUCCCUGUUUCGGUGCUGAGUCAGAGGGGCUGUCCCCAGAAGCCCUGGGGACCCACCUCAGGGCCCAUACCCACCUGUGCCAUGCCAAGGAAUCCCACACCUGUGUGAGUGAGACUCCCUAUCCUCCCAGGGAGCUUCCCCAGGAAAGGGUCUAUGCCCCAUGGCCCACCUAGCAGCCUUGACAGCAGUUGGGUAGGGGUGAUGGUGGUGAACGCAUUCAGAGUUAAUUUAUCAAUAAAAUAUUUUCA